This is a messenger RNA of Felis catus (domestic cat), 1011 nucleotides long. It is a transcript of the gene RNF227, whose product is annotated as ring finger protein 227. Bases 1 to 546 code for a protein of 181 amino acids. Gene Ontology annotation, biological process: protein ubiquitination. The transcript is spliced from 2 exons. Lineage: Eukaryota; Metazoa; Chordata; Mammalia; Carnivora; Felidae. Gene Ontology annotation, molecular function: ubiquitin protein ligase activity. The record is from RefSeq and is a predicted model, not a curated record.
AUGCAGCUCCUGGCGAGGGUGCCGUCCCUUCCGGAGCGGGGCGAGCUGGACUGCAGCAUCUGCUACCGGCCCUUCAACCUCGCGGGCCGCGCGCCCCGCCGCCUGCCCGGCACGGCGCGCGCCCGCUGCGGCCACACGCUCUGCACCGCGUGCCUGCGCGAGCUGGCGGCGCGCGGCGACGGCGGCGUGGUGCGCCUGCGCCGCGUCGUCACGUGCCCCUUCUGCCGCGCGCCCACGCCGCUGCCGCGCGGCGGGGCCGCGGAGGUCGCGGUGGACCCGGACUUGUGGUCGCGGCUGGAGGAAAGGGCACGGGCCGAGCGCAAGCCGGACGAGGCGGGCGGGCCGGUGCGGGGAGGCGGCGACGCCGACGACGAGGAGGAGAGCGAGGACGGGACGGGACCCAGGAGCGCGGGCUGGCGCGCGCUCCGGCGGCUGUGGCAUCGGGUGCUGGCGCCCGCGCGCCGCUGGCGGCGUCCGCUGCCUAGCAACGUGCUGUACUGCCCGGAGAUUAAGGACCUGGCCCGCAUGACCCGCUGCACGCUGUAGCGGCGGAGCCUGGAAGCUGCGGCAGAAGAAAGGUGGGAGCUGCAUUCUCGGGACACGCUCUAGAGCGGGGAUGGGGGGAUGCCAAGGCUACCCCCGUCCCCCUUCCCGGGGCUGAGCCCAGGGCAGGAGGGACCGCAUCGAGGCGUGUGGACGCCGAGCUGGGAGGCUUGUAGCAAAUCGCCCCUCUCUCUGCGGACUGCGCCCGCCUCGCUCCGGGGAAGGUGGAAACAAAAUCUACAUCCCCGGGGGAAGGAGACAUUGUUUCCUUAGCUGUGACUUUGGCUUUUGUCCAGGGAAGCGUGGAGGCACAGUAGGUCCUAUUUUAGCGAUUCUGUGUCCAGUGGUUGAAAAAAAAAAUUUUUUUUUAAUGUUUAUUACUUAUUUUUGAGAGGGGGACACACAGACACAGCAUGAGCAGGGGAGAGGCAGAGCAAGAGGGAGACACAGCAUCCGAAACAGGCUCCA